Messenger RNA from Carassius carassius (crucian carp), 690 nucleotides. Its product is annotated as fucolectin-like. The coding region runs from base 1 to 690 and encodes 229 amino acids. The transcript is spliced from 6 exons. NCBI's taxonomy places the organism in Eukaryota, Metazoa, Chordata, Actinopteri, Cypriniformes, Cyprinidae. The record is from RefSeq and is a predicted model, not a curated record.
AUGGAAAUGAUCAGCGAUCAGACUGAUGGAGUGGAAAUCAGGAGAGAUGAACUAAAGUUGGAGGGCAACAAAAGAGAGAAUUUGGCAUUUAAAGGAAAGGCUGUACAGUCAAGCACAUUUAAUGCCUGGGGAGCUGCAAAGGCCAUCGACGGCAUCAGAUACACACCAAGCUGCGCCCACACAGCAUACGAGCUCAACCCGUGGUGGAGGCUGGACCUGCUGGAUUCUUACAACAUUUACAAAGUGACCGUCACCAACAGAGACGACUACUGUCUGGAUGAAACGUCUGGAGUAGAGAUCCGCAUCGGAAGCUCUCUGGUGAACAACGGCAACAACAAUCCCAGAUGUGCUGUCACUUCACUUGUCCCAGCAGGCAGUUCUGUCAGUUUCUCUUGUGGUGGAAUGGAAGGUCGUUAUGUGAACAUGUACAUUCCUAACAUCCAGAAGUAUCUCACGCUAUGUGAGGUGGAGGUUUAUGGAACAGCCAAGAAACAGGUGAUCCGAGUGCAGGUGAAAGCUGCUGAGAAUGUGGAUGAAGCUGAACUGAAGGAGCUCGUCUUAAACAAGUUAAAUCAGACGCUGAGCGAUCAGGACGUCAUACUGACAUGGAGGACGCAACCCAACGGGAAAGUCUUCCAGAAGAACAGGACUGUACUGAAACAAUCUCCUGUUUGUUCUUCUUUGAAGUGA